AUGGCCGACGAGAACACUCAGAAACCUGGCCUUGGACGAAGAAAGUCAUCGCUCAAUACACUCCGAGAAUUUUCGCAACGGUUGAAGCAUGUUGGACGCAAGACUUCGGAAAGUGUCGAGGAAGAAAGAGAGAUUAUUGGCGCUCAACCUCCUCAGUCAACAAACACUCGCGACAGCGUUCAAGAGCAGCUAUUGUCACCAAAACCGUCCAGCAACGAUAUGAGUACCACUACGACAAUAAUAGAGAGUUCUCCAAUUCUCGACAGCACUCCUUGGGUCGGCGGCACAGGCCUCGGAAAUGCAAACCUCGGAAAGUCUGGCCGUGUCAUUGAGAAACUCAUGGCCGAAAAUGAUAGACUCAAACGAGAGAUCAAAGCAGAGGCUGCAAAGAGAGAAGAGCUACAACGCACCGCAAAUGCACAGAAGCCUCGACUGGAGGCUCUCCAAGCCGAGAACGCACGACUCUCGCAUUGUAAAGCAGUAGACGAGAGCGUGAUCAAACGACGUGACCGCAAAAUCGAGGAUCUCAAGGCUGAGCUCGAUAUCGAGCGACAAAAGAGGGAGUCCUUGGAGCACCGAGUUCAAGAAGCCGAGCGCAAGAUGGGCGAGUACCAAGAGCACAGCAACAAAGAAGUCCAACAGGCUGUCGAAGAAGCCAAGCACGCAACUACACACGCCUCAAUUCUCGAAACAUCACACCGCCAGCUAUCGUCCGAAUACCGACAGCGUAUCGCAGCGGCUAACAAACAACUACGAGAGCUGAACGACGAUAGAGAAGAGGAUCGAAAACGCCUCAUCAAACUAGACGUUGUCAACCAUCAGAUGCGUCAAGAGUCGGAGAAAGCAAGAAAGCUGUACGGCGAACUGGUCACAGCGUCGGACAAAUACAAAGCAGAGAAGGAUUCUGAGGUUGAUCUUGUCCUUGGAGACGUCAAAGCACUCAAAGGAGGCAUCAACCACCGCGAGCUGGAACUGGAGAGCACGCUGGAAGAGAUGCAUGAGGUCAUGAAUCGUAUGAAGUGGCUCAUGAACAUGCAGAAAGUCAACAGCGAGAAUGGCGUAAACUCACCUCCACCAUCACCACCUUCUUGA
Messenger RNA from Aureobasidium musti, 1092 nucleotides. The record is from the annotation of a GenBank genome assembly. NCBI's taxonomy places the organism in Eukaryota, Fungi, Ascomycota, Dothideomycetes, Dothideales, Saccotheciaceae.